This is a messenger RNA of Pristis pectinata (smalltooth sawfish), 2988 nucleotides long. It is a transcript of the gene dapk2b, whose product is annotated as death-associated protein kinase 2b. The coding region runs from base 127 to 1221 and encodes 364 amino acids. The transcript is spliced from 12 exons. Lineage: Eukaryota; Metazoa; Chordata; Chondrichthyes; Rhinopristiformes; Pristidae. Gene Ontology annotation, cellular component: cytoplasm; nucleus. The record is from RefSeq and is a predicted model, not a curated record. Gene Ontology annotation, biological process: intracellular signal transduction; protein phosphorylation; positive regulation of apoptotic process. Gene Ontology annotation, molecular function: ATP binding; protein serine/threonine kinase activity.
AUACUUCGGCGGAAUGGGAGCCUUCUGCAGUCGCAGUCCUAUGAGUUUUGGAGGAUGCCGGAUGCUGUGUAUUGAGAGUGGAUUUUGAGCACCUUUGAAUGAUAUGGUCUGUUGAAUUGGCAUCGAAUGAAGACAUUGGGCAUGGCUUCCUUUAAGCAGCAGAAGGUGGAGGAGUUUUAUGAAAUAGGAGAAGAACUGGGAAGUGGCCAGUUUGCUAUUGUGAAGAAGUGCAGUGAGAAAAGUGCCGGGGUUGAAUACGCAGCAAAGUUUAUUAAGAAACGGCAGGUCCGAGCCAGUCGCAGAGGAGUGAGGCGUGAGGAAAUUGAACGGGAGGUGAACAUCCUACAGCAGAUCCAGCACCCGAAUAUCAUCACCUUACACGAUGUCUAUGAGAACAAAACAGAUGUUGUCCUCAUUCUGGAAUUGGUCUCUGGAGGGGAACUCUUUGACUUUCUGGCUCAGAAGGAAUCUUUAAGUGAAGAAGAAGCAACAGCGUUUAUUAAACAAAUCCUAGAUGGUGUGAACUACCUCCAUUCCAAGAACAUCGCACACUUUGACCUCAAGCCAGAAAAUAUUAUGCUUCUCGAUAAGAUACCCGUGCCACACAUCAAGUUGAUAGACUUUGGCCUUGCUCACAAAAUUGAAGAUGGAAUUGAGUUUAAAAACAUCUUUGGGACUCCUGAAUUUGUUGCUCCAGAAAUUGUGAAUUAUGAACCUCUUGGACUACCUGCGGAUAUGUGGAGCAUAGGUGUUAUUACGUACAUUCUGUUAAGUGGAGCUUCCCCCUUCCUUGGAGAAACAAAACAGGAAACACUUGCCAACAUCUCCGCAAUGAAUUAUGAUUUUGAUGAAGAAUUCUUCAGCCACACAAGUGAUCUGGCAAAGGACUUCAUUAAAAACCUUCUGGUGAAAGAUACCAGGAAAAGGCUAAAUAUAAAAGGUGCUCUUUCACACCCGUGGAUAAUGCCAACAAACAAAUGUCAAGCUCUCGUCAGGAGGGAAUCUGUUGUUAAUUUGGAAAACUUCAAGAAGUUGUACAUCAGGAGGAGGUGGAAGCUUACGUACAGGAUUGUUUCAUUUUGCAAUCAUUUGACUCGUUCAUUCCUUAAGAAAGAUUAUCUAAAGAAAGAAGAAACUCUGAGACCAUAUGAAAGUGACAAUGAAGGUGACGAUAUCAAGAGAAGAGUAUCCAGGCCAAGGAGACGCAGCAGCACGUCAUAAAGUGGUGUCUGAAGGUGUUGCGUUAAAGAGGGCAAUCCUGAGGGCAGGUCUGUCACUGCAUUGUGUGAGAAUUAACAAGCCUGAGCCUGCAUCAGAGAUACUUCUGCCAGUUGAUGUGUUGGGCCCAGUGAAUGGACAAAGCCACUUUUAGUAUACAGUUUGGAUUAAUUAUGGGAGAGUGUGCUACGAAGGGUUAUGCUUUCCUUAGUAAGGCACUUGGAAAAGAGAAGUGUGCAAUACAUUUUUUGAACAAUUUAUUGUAAAUUUUUUUUGUUUCUGUUUAGACCUACAUUUGUUAGGGUUUUUAAAGUCUGAUCUUGCUCUGAUAUUGCUCUUGUGAUCGUUCCAACACUCACGCCACAGGAACCGUGAGAGGCAGUUUACUGCCAACGUGAAGGGUCCUCAUUUCUGGAAUGCCACUGCGGAUGGUCCAGGUGGCAGUCGAACACGUGGCCAUGGAAAUGGGUCUGGGGGGAGGGGAAGAGAUAAAGAAAUGGAUUUUAUAAGGUUCUAUUAAGAGUAUACUGCUGUAACGGCCAUGGUAUCUCAUUGUGGGUGGGUGUUGGAAUAAUUCUGCUGUAAGAUAGUUACAUGCAUACUUGUGUUGCCUGCUGAGGCAGACGGAACUGCUGCCCAAGGCUAUAAAUAUAGAUCACAAAAUUCAUAGAAGGACAUGGUGAAAGGCAGGCAGAGAGACGCUUGGGUCAUAAUGACUGUCACUUGUUGCUACUAACAUUUAUUUUUAAAUAAUCAUAGCUUUAGAUGUUUUUAGAUUUUGGACUUUUUUUUAAAACGCAAUAUCAAUGAAACAACUGGUUUUAUUUGGUACAACAUAAUGCCUAUUGCAUAAGGUCUGAAAUAAUAGUCAUGUGAAAGUAAGAUAAACUAAUACUGGUAGGUAUAUAAUGUCACAGAUUGGCACAUUCAAAGUGUCGAACAGCAUGUUUUACAAAUGAGCGUUUGGACACUGUUACAGAUUUAUGGGUUAAAAUCUAGAUAAAGCUAAAGGAGUCAUCCUUAUUGGUAACCACGUGUGGUAAUUUACUGUUCGCCCAGGAUUUCAGUCACUGUAGUACCAUGCAAAAUCCUCAUGCCUGAUGUCUUACACAGUGAACUGUCAUUUCUGCCUCCUUUUAUUGAAAGAAACAGUCCUGCUGAGUUAAUAAUUAUCUGCAUCCAUCCACCUUAAUCUUAUAGGUGACACCUAUUAUACACAUUUUUAAAACUGAAUUAAAUAAAUAGGCUUUAUAUAAUUGCCUGACAACAAAAGGAGUUAACUGUACCCAAGUACUCCAUUAAGAUCGUGCCACUGAAGUGUACAGGUGUUGUUGUUUAUUCAAUAAGAAUGCACAUAGAGUGUAACCGUUAAACAAUGCAAAUUGUUCUGUGAAUCUCUAUACUCCACAAGUCUCUGUUGUAACUCAGGCAGGAUUAGUACAUGUCAGAUUGUCAGAAUUACUCUCCCUCCCUCAACAGUUGGGCUUUACCCAAAGCCUCUGCCUUUACUUAAUUCAAUCAAUGCCCCAAACACACAGCUUUUGCAUCAGAAAUCUUGGGUUGUAGGACAAUUUCCAAAUCAUUAGAAGUCAAAAAUGAAUGUGUCUCCUUAAGCAAUUGUGAAUUAAGUUUGUUAUUUUCAAAUACAUUUGUGCAAUUUAUUCUUAUUGAUUUAGGACUAUUUUCAGAAAAGUGAGAGGGUGAGAUCCCGUGAGAAAAUGAGCACAAAAUUUCUUUACUUUCCAAUUAUAUUUGCCAAAUUGUGUCAAC